AUGACGUGUGAAAAUGCUCUAUUCUGCAAACCAUCAGACAUGAAAGACAAGAAUUUCCAAAUGAGCAUUAAGGAUAAAUGUGAUAAGAAACAGAGAAGAAUAGAUGGUAAACAAACAUGGUGUUAUGUUUUGAAAGAAGAAAUGAAAGGAUUAUAUAAACAGGUUGAACCAAACGAUAAUGAAGAUUCAUUUACUGACGAUGAAAUACCUGUAAAUGAAGCUUUAUAA
This is a messenger RNA of Trichomonas vaginalis G3, 228 nucleotides long. RefSeq lists its product as uncharacterized. The record is from RefSeq and is a predicted model, not a curated record. The transcript has a single exon. Bases 1 to 228 code for a protein of 75 amino acids. Lineage: Eukaryota; Parabasalia; Trichomonadida; Trichomonadidae.